This is a messenger RNA of Alosa alosa (allis shad), 983 nucleotides long. RefSeq names its product mitochondrial ribosomal protein L19 (gene mrpl19). Bases 41 to 898 code for a protein of 285 amino acids. The record is from RefSeq and is a predicted model, not a curated record. The transcript is spliced from 6 exons. Gene Ontology annotation, cellular component: mitochondrial large ribosomal subunit; ribosome. Gene Ontology annotation, molecular function: structural constituent of ribosome. Gene Ontology annotation, biological process: translation. Lineage: Eukaryota; Metazoa; Chordata; Actinopteri; Clupeiformes; Clupeidae.
UCACAUGUGACGACCAGAGAAGGUUAUGCGCGAUUGAAACAUGGCUGCUUGCACACGGAGGGCUGCAGAGGUCCUCUGUUUAGUAAGGACCUUAAGACAAAUUCAGCAUCAAAAUGAACGUUUUAUCUCAACGUCGCUGCCCCACCUUGCUGCGGGAGGAGAUGGUCGACCACCUAAAUUCACCCCACCACCUAAACCAGUUAUUGUUGACAAAACACAAUCCGAAGCUUCAUUACGACGGUUUCUUAGCCCUGAGUUCAUCGCUCCACGUUCUCGAACCAGCGGCUUGAAGUUCGUUGUUGAGAGGAAGGAUAUGGUCCAGAGGCGUAAAGUACUCAAUAUCCCUGAAUUUUAUGUUGGAAGCAUUAUGGCAGUGUCCAUGAAGGACCCAUAUGCCAACGGGAACACGAAUCGCUUUGUGGGUAUAUGCACGCAGAGAAAAGGCAGCGGGCUAGGAGCCACAUUCAUCCUUAGGAACAUCAUCGAUGGACAAGGUGUAGAGAUCUGCUAUGAGAUGUACAGUCCGCGCAUCCAAGCCAUUGAAGUGCUCAAGCUAGAGAAGAGGCUGGAUGAGAACCUAAUGUACCUACGCGAUGCUCUCCCAGAGUAUAGCACUUUCGACUUUGACAUGAAGCCUGCACCCCAUAAUCCCACUGCAGAUGUUCCCAUCAAUACUGUCAAAGUUCGGAUGAAGCCAAAGCCAUGGUCCAAGCGCUGGGAGAGGCCAAAGUUCAACAUCCAGGGCAUUCGCUUUGACCUCUGCCUGACCCCUGAGCAGAUGGAGCAUGCUCAGAAGUGGGCGCAGCCCUGGCUGGAGUUCGACAUGAUGAGGCACCACGACACUGCCCAGCUGGAGGAGGCCAUCUACAAGGAGGUGCAGGCUGAGCUCAGCAAGUGAUGCCCCCCCCCCCCCCCCAAAGGGAGGGAGGAAGGGUGGACUGAUGGACAGACUGAACUGAAAGUGUCACAGGGUUCCAGCGACA